GACGACGGCGGCUACUACGCGGCCCUGGGCGUGUCCCGCGACGCGAGCGCCGGCGACAUCGCGCGGGCCUACCGGCGCCGGUCGCUGGCGUGCCACCCGGACAAGGGCGGCGACGCGGAGCAGUUCAAGAAGCUCAACGAGGCCAAGGAGGUGCUGGGCGACGCGGAGAAGCGGCGGGCCUACGACCGCUUCGGC
Aureococcus anophagefferens is the source of this 195-nucleotide messenger RNA. RefSeq lists its product as hypothetical. NCBI's taxonomy places the organism in Eukaryota, Pelagophyceae, Pelagomonadales, Pelagomonadaceae. The record is from RefSeq and is a predicted model, not a curated record. The annotation marks the transcript as partial. The transcript has a single exon.